AUGAACGUGGUAGUUAUUGCAAAGGCUGGCCAGAACUUUCGCCAGCUGGCCUGUAUUCGGAGUCGAAGUGAGCAUGAACUCCGAUUUGCGACACGCUUUCAAUAUGAAGAAUGGGCUGCAAAAACCAAUCGUCUCGAUAAUCCGUUUCCUUUUAUUCUUACUUGCCUCGUCCUAGGAUUUACAUUUGUGCCUUCCAUUGGUUAUGAUGCCGCCAACAAUACAAUUUCAAAGAGAAGAUUUGAUAAUGAGCUGGAGAUAAAGCAACCUCAUCUCGUUUUUGAUAUCACAGAUCUAAAGCAAAUUCGGUAUUGCUUCUUACUUAUGGGAUCUUUCGCAUGGAGAUUCUUAGACCAGCAGAAUACACCGCGCAUGACGCCUCUAUCCGCAAGUGUCUUCUUCACCGGAGGACAUCAUGCUCGAAAAGGCGUAGAGGCGACACUUUAUCAGAAUUACGAUCCAUUUCUUGACGAGAUAGAAGUUGUUGACGCCUACACACUGAAUGCUGUUUGGCCGGAGGUAGAGUGGAUGGUACUCGUUGGACAAGUUUAUGAUCUCGUAUCAAACCACCCCCAAGCGAACCAAUACCAAUCUCCUGCUCCAGUUGCCAGACCACUUUCAUUACAGAGUCAAGCUUUGACAAAGUUCUUCAACACCAUAUCUCUAGGACGACUUGCGGACUUUCCACGAGCCUUGAAACGCGUGUCGCAGCUAUACUACUUCUCCUCGGCAGCAAUCUCUAUGGCUCGCGCACAUCCUCCAUGUUUAGUGUUUCCUAUUUCAAGGGAGAUUUUGGGUAAGGCGUUGGAAAACAUGUCUGAAAUAGACCUAAGUCCCUUUUACGAUCUAACUCCAAAGCGACUUCUACAUGUGCUAGAAAAAGUAAUGCGUUCAAAGAACCGACUACAUGUUACAUCGUUAAGUCUGUCCGGCAAUAGAUUAAUUGAUUAUAAAGUUCUAACUACGAUUCUCAACGCCUUUCCCAACCUCAAAGCCCUCCAUCUUCUUGAUACCCCAAGAAUAACAUUCGCUAAGAAGAUGGAACUCCUUCGAGAAACAAAAGUAUCGGAGUAUCAUGACUCGGAAUUAUAUUCUCUGCCAUUCAUGUCAACCAUUGAUAGCUCUCGAUAUGAUGGUGUCAAAUACCCGCACUUUUUGGUUACCCAAGUUAUUUACGUCAUACGCCGUAGCCCGGAGACAUCACAUCUCGAGGAGGCAUACAAAGCAGGCUUGUAUGGCUUGAAUCUCCAAGAGGUUAACCUAACACUCCCAUCUAUGGUUAACGGACUUGCAAAUUUUAUUCGAGUUACAUCUAUGCCAGGUACGAAUCGAAAACACAUGUCACACGGUAUGCGCAUUCUGGCCAAAUCCAUGGCAAUGUCGGAAAUAGACGGCGAGAUGAAGAUUGCGCCGAUAUCCAAUGCUCUGUUUGAAUUCAACUUAACAAGCGAGGAUGAAGGUGACAAGGCGGAGGAGCGGACGAAGAAUCAUCGUCAAACUCCUAGACUAUUGAACGUAGGUAAAUGGAACUUGAUGGUCAUUUGCCAAUCGUAUAAGCCGGAUUUAACAGCAGUCGAAGAAAAGUUCCACCAAAAAUAUGCAUUUAUUAGGGCGGAAUCUUACGCCGAAACUUACCCCAACACAAACCGCGGUAAGAAGCGUAAAGCUUCAGUCGCGUUUGAAGAGGAAAAAGAACCAAGACUGGCAGUGGCUGAUAUUGACGAGUUUCUCCAAAUGGCUGCUAUAGGCGAGGAAAAGAAGACGAUGAUGCAGCAAGCUCGAGCUAGCUGGGAGAAAUGCACUGGUUCAUUGGACCUGCAGAUGUGUAGCAAGGCGGAAGUAAUGGAAGUCGUAAAGGAGGCCAAGCUCUAUGUCAUGAUGCAAGAUGAAGAAGGCAAGUUGAGCUUGAGAGUCUUCGAGUAG
This is a messenger RNA of Sclerotinia borealis F-4128, 1920 nucleotides long. The record is from the annotation of a GenBank genome assembly. Lineage: Eukaryota; Fungi; Ascomycota; Leotiomycetes; Helotiales; Sclerotiniaceae.